This is a messenger RNA of Heterobasidion irregulare TC 32-1, 1006 nucleotides long. RefSeq lists its product as uncharacterized. The record is from RefSeq and is a predicted model, not a curated record. Gene Ontology annotation, cellular component: cytoplasm. Gene Ontology annotation, molecular function: phosphatase activity. The coding region runs from base 200 to 1006 and encodes 268 amino acids. The transcript has 10 exons. NCBI's taxonomy places the organism in Eukaryota, Fungi, Basidiomycota, Agaricomycetes, Russulales, Bondarzewiaceae.
CUAGGUUUGCUCUGCAACAAGCACUGACCUGCAUUCAUAUCCUCCACAAGAUCAGAGUACGUUCUGUUCAAGUUCCUGCGACACAACGCAUCGAUAUCCUGUGAAUUAAUCUCACGACACGAGCGUCACGAGCAACCAUCUUGAAAUCACAAUCAUUCGGCCAAGUUCCUAAGCAUCUGCUUUCUCCGCAUCUACGACGAUGUCCGAGUUAAGAUACGAGAUCGUACCAGGUUUCUUUAUCCAGGAUAAUGCUAGAUUAGAAUUGGACCCGGCAUCGAUAGCACCGACACCGCCUUCACUGGGGUUGCUAUCAGGCUCUUGGUCAGAGUUCACGUCGAAAAUCGAGCAGCUCAACUCUGCUUCUGCCAACAAUUCCGGGAUAUUUUAUAAAGUUUUGUUUCUUGGAAGGCAUGGGCAGGGAUACCAUAAUGUUGCAGCCAGCAAGUAUGGCGAACAGGCCUGGGACGACUACUGGUCUCUCCUCAACGGUGAUGGGGAAAUGAUAUGGGGCCCGGAUCCCUUUCUCACAGCAUUGGGUGAAGACCAGGCGCGCAACGCAAACGCUGCAUGGAAGGCUGAGGUGUCGAAAGGAAUACCGCUCCCGCAAAAGCUCUAUAGCAGUCCGAUGCGGCGUGCUAUGCGCACGCUUGUAUUCACAUUCGAUGGCAUCCUCACAGCAACAAGCCCCAAGCCCGUGGUGAUCGAGAACUGGCGCGAAGAGUACGGAGAACAUACCUGCGACAAGCGCCGGACGCGUUCGGAGAUCCACGCCGAAUUCCCUGACUUCGAGUUCGAGAAUGGAUUCUCGGAACAUGAUGUACUUUGGACCCCCGAGCGUGAGACGAAAGCCCACGUAGACGAGCGCGCAAGAAAUUUCUUGAAUCGACUCUUCGCCCAAGAUAUCGACGACACCUAUAUAUCAGUUACCGCGCACGGAGGUAUUAUCAACGGAUUAUUACGCGUUAUAGGGCGAGGAAAUUACAAUAUGCUCACCGGAGGUAAGUAG